Molecule: messenger RNA, 1236 nt
Organism: Cotesia congregata
Lineage: Eukaryota; Metazoa; Arthropoda; Insecta; Hymenoptera; Braconidae
Source: the annotation of a GenBank genome assembly
AUGGAACUAACAGACAGUCAAAACAUAUCGUUACAUGACGCACUUACCUUCGUACUUCGUUUUGAGGGAGACUCGGAUGAAUUGAUAGAUUUUAUUAGUUGUUGUCAAGAUGCGAAACAAAUUAUGCCAGAGGCUGCAGAAGCGAAUCUCGCAAAAUUAAUUUACCUCGCGAAAUUAAGUAGCAACGUUAAACUAUCGCUAAAUCACGUCAUACCUAUUACGAUUGAAGGUCUAGUUAAAGCUUUGAAAAGAAUUUACGUUUCGUCAAAGUCAAUUUAUCAGCUACAAGGCGAGUUAGGUUGUACGUAUCAACAAACAGACGAACCGGUUAUAGAUUUCUUAAAUCGAAUAAGAAGAAAAAGUAGAGAAAUAAUAGAAUGUCAUUCAGGCAAUUAUUCGAAUUUGAGCGCGGAAGCAAUUUUGAAUUUUAGAACAACGGUAGAUACUGCAAUUUUAGAAGUUUUUACACAAAAUUUAAAUAAUGAAAUUGACGAGCGAAUGCCGAUUUGUACUAAUAUCGAAGAAGCUUUAACCAACGCGAUUAGAAUAGAAAGAAAAUUAAAAAUACGUCGAGAAAUUGGAAACAGAACAAAGACAUCGAAAGUUAAAAGUAGAACGAUAGAGAAUUUUGAAAAUUUUACAAAUACUACCGAAGCCUGUCAGAUUUGUGAUAAUAUAGGGCAUACCGCGAAAGAAUGCCCACAAAUCAUUCAAUCGGAUAUUCAUCGCGAAAUAGUCAAUUCUGGAAAGGUAACACCCUUAUCAGAUAAAAUUCGAGAAUUUGACUCCGAAACUGGCUACGAGACGUCCACCAGUGAGUCAGGAAAAUCGGUAGACAAUUUAGAAAUACAGAAAGAACAGGUAAUAGAUCGUUUCACAGAACCUGCAGCAGAAACUCAGAAUACUUCUCUGCAGGAAAAGGAACCUGUAAUAGAAGUCCGGAACACUUCUAUACAGGAUGCUGUGGAUGCCCCUAAAACAAGGAGGGGUAGACCACGUAGGCAUCGGGUGAAAUUCAAAGAAAGGAGGCUCAGCCCACACGAGGUGACCCCUUUAUUGGACCCCGAUACAAAUUCGGAACUUGACUCCGCAAUUGGAGAAGAUACCUCCAGCGAGUCAGAUGGCUCGAUUAAAGAUCUAUUACAGUGUAUAGACGACAAUACAGUUCAGGUUUUUAACAGUAAUAGACAGCCUGACGACGAAGGCUUACGAAUACAGAAGUUAAGCGACACUUGA